AUGGCGGCGGCGGCGGCCUCGGAUCAGUCUAAAAACUCCAUUAACGGCCCAAGGGAACACAAUGUUGGAUCGGGUGUUGCUAAACAUGAAGAAUUACCCCAGAAGGGAAAAUUUUAUAUAGGUGUAAGGAAGCGGCCAUGGGGAAAAUACGCGGCUGAGAUUAGGGAUUCAACCAGACAUGGUCUUAGGGCCGCGCUUUCGACAAGAGGAUCGUCGGCAACGUUCAAUUUCCCGAUCGACGUCGUCACGGAGUCGCUCCGUGAUAUCAAAUACCGAUGCGACGAUGGUUGCUCGCCAAUAGAGGCGCUGAAGAAGAGGCUCAGCUUGAAGACAAGAUCUGAGAACACGAGGACCAGCAGCGAACGAAACAAGGUACGAGAACAAAAGAACUUGGUCGUGUUGGAAGAUUUAGGAACUGAUUACUUGGAACAACUUCUAACUUGUUCAUGCUGA
Messenger RNA from Hibiscus syriacus, 453 nucleotides. RefSeq names its product ethylene-response factor C3-like. Gene Ontology annotation, biological process: ethylene-activated signaling pathway; regulation of DNA-templated transcription. Gene Ontology annotation, molecular function: DNA binding; DNA-binding transcription factor activity. The transcript is spliced from 2 exons. Bases 1 to 453 code for a protein of 150 amino acids. The record is from RefSeq and is a predicted model, not a curated record. Lineage: Eukaryota; Viridiplantae; Streptophyta; Magnoliopsida; Malvales; Malvaceae.